Erpetoichthys calabaricus (reedfish) is the source of this 825-nucleotide messenger RNA. RefSeq names its product heat shock protein, alpha-crystallin-related, 9 (gene hspb9). NCBI's taxonomy places the organism in Eukaryota, Metazoa, Chordata, Cladistia, Polypteriformes, Polypteridae. The record is from RefSeq and is a predicted model, not a curated record. Gene Ontology annotation, biological process: protein refolding; response to heat. The transcript has a single exon. Gene Ontology annotation, molecular function: protein folding chaperone. Bases 74 to 730 code for a protein of 218 amino acids.
ACUGGCCCUAUAAAAGGUCCUAAAUACAUCGCGGCAUUGAGAGUCUGAAGUUAGGACUGACAAGAGGAGCACCAUGCAGUCCCUGCUGCCCGAACCUUUCUUUAAUCAUGGAGCCAGCCAGAGCCUCAUCCAGCAGAGGCCCGGGAUCCGCAUGCUCUGGCCUCUCAACACACCAUCUUUUGCGGACAUCGAACAGCACUUCAUGACACGCCGGAGUGCGAUGAUGGCCCGACUCGCCGACUUUGUGAACGACUUUCACCAGGAGUUCUCAGCCAGCUUGUCAGGGGAGGCCCACCGCCAUUCACCUGUCCUGAGUCAGAGGACCCUUCCUUCUCCUCCUGCUCCUCCACGGGUCAGCACCCUUCAGGCGCUGGAACUGAAAGACACGGACAAGUUCGAGCUGGUCCUGGACGUGCGAGACUUCUCCUUGGAGGAUCUGACAGUGAAACUGGUGGGAGGAAAGCUGGUCGUGGCGGGACUGAUGGAGAGAAAGGCGCCCUCAGGCGAUGAAGAGCGCAAGGAGUUCACGAGGGAGCUCGACCUGCCCCGCGGGAUCAACCUGGGGGCCAUCACGUGCUCUCUCACGGAGGAGGGGCUGCUCAAGGUGGAGGCCCCGCCUCUGCAGCCCGACCGCGCCGAGCGGACGGUCCCGAUCAGGUUCCGCACCUCUCUGACUGUGCCCAUCGCCAAAGCCGCCGGAGAGGGCGAAGAGGGACGAGCGUCGUCUUGAAACUGAAGCUUCAUGUCACCGUUAAAACGACAAGUGCUGUGUUCAUAUAAACUGUUUUUUAUCAUCACUUUUAUUAAAAAAAAACAUUGGCGAAA